CUGCUGACGUGGCAAAGGAGUUUAAAGAGCAAGUUCAGCUUCUUCAAGACCAGGAUGCAGGCAGAGUAGCGGCGGCAGCAGCGGCGGUGAUGCUCCUGGCAACAAGGGACCAAGCGCUGCUGCUGCUGCCCUCUGCGGUUCCGCCUCUCAUCAGCCUCCUCACAUCGUCAUCAGACAUGCACGUGCGGCGCAAUGCUCUGGCGGCCCUCACAGCCCUCAUGUCCCGCUCGCAGCACCUGCACUCCACAGUCGCCAACACGCCAGGCAUUGGACCGUUGGUGGUGGGAGCACUGAAGGAGGAGGUGGGGUUGCGCAUCAACGCUGCUGCCUUCCUCUCCAACCUCGCCCUAGAUGUGGAGGGAGUGAGUGUCAUCACAUCAAGUGCGGGUCAGGAGGCGCUUGCAACUGCUCUCCAAGCGACUGACAACACCGAUCAGAGCAGGGAGGCAGUGGUGGAUGCCAUGUGUGCCAUAGCAUCCUCCUCCAAAGAAGCAGCAGCUCUACUUGUCGCCAAGGGUGCAUUGGAGCCGGUAGCAGCACUGCUGCCCGCGCCACACUCCUCGGAAGUGCACGUGCGAGCUCUCAUUGCCAUCGGCGUGCUGCUACCUGCCAGCCCUGAUGCGCCGUCGCGCCUGGCAUCUGUCCAAGGCGCACUCCCCUCUCUGCCAGCUCUUGCCAGCCUUUGCCAGGCGAACCCGCCCCCUCUUGAGUUGCCCUUUGAUUGGGAGCUGCCUCUAAAGCUGCCUCACAACAUUGGAGGCACACUGUCUAUCUGCCAGAUUUUGCCAGAUAUCCUUUCGAUGGACAAGAGUCAGCUUGACCUCGAGUCGCUACUCGCGCACGCUACUGCCAGCUGUUUACCGGCUCAGUUCUUUCGUGGAGGCGGCGGCGGCCUGCAAGCGUACGUGGCGGCACUUUUGUCGUUUCUGCAGCCGUGGCAAUGGCUGUGGAACGCGCAUCUCGUCAGCUUUUUCGAUCAGCGGCUGUGGGAACGCGUUGAUCCACGAUGGCUGGACGCACUGUCGUCCUGCCACGUGUCAGAGCUGCUACUCGUUCCGUCCGGCCACGUGGCUGGUCCUGAUUGGCCGGAAGAUCUCGUUGACUUCAUCAAGAAUGCACGGAAGCUUUCUCUUAGGAGAGAUAUGGCGACAAUGAGAGGCACAGGGGAACAGGAAGGGAGGAUGACAGUUGAGUUGCGAGGAGAAAAAGGAGUUAAAAAGGUGACUCGUGGCACCAGCAGACUGGCUGAGACGGUUGCAACGACACGUCAGCAGUGCACUUUUCUGAACCCUGAACCCUGGCUCUCGUCAGUUUCUCGUGAGCUGACACGUGGCAUGAAUCCGAAGAAGCUCCACGAGAUUGAACGGCUGUCGUCGCUUGUAGUAGCUGCCGCGCAGCACACUGCCGCCCACAGGCCCUCCCACAUUCACUGUUUAUCCAGCUACAGUAAUCACUGUUCCCAUGGCUCUGAUGGGUACUGUUCAUUAAGGGGCGGCAAUGUGACAGAAUCGAAUCAUGGCACUGUAACGGUGGUUGAUCUAGGCGCCGGGCAGGGAUAUUUGUCUCAGAUCCUUUCUUUCCAUUUCGGGCUGCCCGUUGUGGCAGUGGACGCGUCGCACCACCACACGAGUGUGUUGCACACGCGCGCGGCGCGUGCCAGCAAGGCUUGCGGGAAAGAGGGGAGGCAGGGGAAAAGGGGGAAGGGGAAGAAGAAGGAGGGGAAAGAGGGCGAAUGGAGGAAAGGGGAUGAGGGCACUGGAUUAAGGGAGGAGGAAAAGGAGGAGGAGAAGGGGGUAGCAGAACCAGCUGUUGGUGCUGGUGCAAUAGCAGGGGGUUCCCGGCCCUGUGCUUCCGAACCUGGAGCAGAAGCAGGUACGGGUUUGGUGCUGAAUCCGAGGCUAGUGACCCGAACCAUAACUCUUGGCUCGGCAGCUGCCACGAUUGGUGCACUGUUGAGAGGCGGUGGGGAGAGGAUGGGGGAGGAAGCAUGCGUGGAGGAGGGUAAAGGAGAGGAGGGAAACGGGGGAAAAGGGAAGGACGAGGAGGAGGAGAGGGAGGAUAGAACUGGAGAAAGAGAGGCGAGCAAGGCAAGAAGCAGGGAGGAGAGCGAUGCGGAUGCAGAUGCAGUGAGUGGCAUGGUAGGAAACAGCACGGAAAGCAACGGCAUGAGAACUGACGGGAUGGAAAGAGAAGGCACAGAGGCGCAUGGCGACAGCUGCGGCUGCAGCGUGCGGGGCGUGCUGGCAGGGCUGCAUGCAUGUGGCGACCUGACAGUGAGCGCACUGCGAGCCUUUGUGCUACAGCCGGAGGUCAGAGCCAUGGCCAUGGUGGGGUGCUGCUACAACCUGCUGUCGGAGCAAGGGGAGGCUGGUGGUGCUGGGGAGGAAAAGCAUGCCUUUUCCUCUCCUCCCACACCUGCUAGUCCCCCUCCUCAUCCGCAUUCGCAUUCGCUCCCUGCUGCUGCCCACACCCCUCUGCUACAGCCACUGCAGUCCCGGGAUUCUGAGCCUCCCUCUACUCGUCUUUCUCCUGUUCAUGCUGCUGCUGAUGCUGCUUCUCCUCCUCCUGCUCUUACUUCGCUUUCUCCUGCUCCUGCUCCUAAUCCUGCUCCUGCUCCUGCUCCUGCUCCUGCUCCUUCUCCUGCUCCUCCGGCCGUUGUCCUGCCUCCGUUUGGCUUCCCCUGCUCCUCCUAUGUUCGCGCAUUUCCACUCUCAACUGAACACACCGCCUCUGAUCGGCACACCUGUCAGCCUCUCAUUGGCCGCAACGGCCGUGACCUGGCGUGCCAGAGUGCGGACAGGUGGAGGGUAACCCCUCCUGAAGAGGCAGAGGGAAACUUCGAGGUGCAUGCCUUCCGGGCGGCACUGGAGGUGCUGAUCGGGCGGCAUCGCGCAGAUAAGGACAAAGUUCCUGGUGAGGUAGAUGAUGAGGAUGCAGGUUCCUUGGAUAUGGAUGGUGGAAGUAAAGAGGGGCUGGAAGGGGUUGGAGGAGGAAGUGAGGAGAGAGGGGUUAGUGGGAUACGAGUGGGUCGGCUAGGGAAGGCAACGAGGAGGAGAAGAGUGACCGCUGCAGUCAAUGCUGCCUCUGCCGCUGCUGCUGCUUCUGCCUCUGCUGCUUCACCUGAUGCUGCCACGUGUGCUGUCUCUGCCAGCCCAUGCACUUCCAGCAGCGGCGCAUGCAGAGAGACAUCAGAGACAGUGCAGGAUGAGAGUCAGGAUCAGCACACAACAGCACACACUGACCCAAACUCCUCCUGCGUGCCACAGUCCUCUCCCACUUCCCGGCCCACCGCUCCUCCCUCCGCUCCACCCUUCCCUCCUCCCUCCACUCCUCUGUCCCCUCCUCUCUCCCACCAGCACCACCUCACAGCCUUCUCCUCCUACGUCCUCUCAGCGUGCGUCAAGUUGCGCAUCUCCCCAGCCCCAUCGCCGGCCCUCAUCGCCAGUGUGUGGGGCGAGGUCGCUCCUCACGCCCCCCUCGUGCGCGCCUUCUGGUGCCUGCGUGCCGUGCUGGCAGGGCCGCUGGAGUCGCUGCUUGUAGCCGAUCGGCUGCUGUGGCUGCAGGAAAUGGGGGGACGGUUGAUGGUUGAGGGGAAGGGAAGUGGGGCGGAGGAGGGAGAGGUUGAGAAGCAUGUGAGGGAGGAGGAGGAGGAGGUGGGGGAGCAGCUGAAGCAUCAGGUGAAAGUGCAGGUGAAACAGCAGGUGGGCGGUACGGAGAGCCGUGGGUUUCGGUUUGGUGUUGUGGCUCUGUUCCAGCCGGAGACGUCGCCUCGCAACCUUGUCAUUGUGGCUCUCAAAGAUCACCAGAAGCCACAACCGCAACCGCAACUGCAGCCGCAACUGCAACCGCAACUGCAACCGGGGCAAUGA
Closterium sp. Naga37s-1 is the source of this 3869-nucleotide messenger RNA. Lineage: Eukaryota; Viridiplantae; Streptophyta; Zygnematophyceae; Desmidiales; Closteriaceae. The record is from the annotation of a GenBank genome assembly.